AUGAUGAACCAGACAUGGGAGACAGAAAACCAGACAAUCAUCGCAGUAUGGCAAUUACAGUACCACACGAUGAAAACCAAAGCGUCAAGUGGAUGGCUGCUGUAUAAGCUGGAGAAUAAACAGGAAUGGCAGCUGCAGGCAGCAAGCAGCAUAGCCUUUCCAGUGCAAAUACCACCAGCAGAAUACAACGACAGGAUAAUCCAAACAGGAAGCAAAAUCAUCAAGAACCAGGAAUCAACGACGCAGGAAAAAGAUUAG
Messenger RNA from Phytophthora infestans T30-4, 258 nucleotides. RefSeq lists its product as uncharacterized. The record is from RefSeq and is a predicted model, not a curated record. NCBI's taxonomy places the organism in Eukaryota, Oomycota, Peronosporomycetes, Peronosporales, Peronosporaceae. Bases 1 to 258 code for a protein of 85 amino acids. The transcript has 2 exons.